AUGGACUUUUUCGCUCCUUCUGCGGUGUACGGACAUUCUUUUGUUUCAUGUUUCACCGGAUUUAAACUCCCGGAAUUCUGGCCGGAGUACCAAAGGAAUUUUCAAGGAUUAGAGAACGUUACCCUCAGUCAAAUCCCUAGCAAUCUGAUGCCUUCAUCCUUCCAUUUCUCAUUCCGCCAUCAAUACAGGAAGAGUAAGCAGCAGCAGGAUUCCCAUCCUCAUCAACAAAAACCUCCUCCAUUUUCCCAAUCUCUUCCUCCUCAAAAUGCUGCUGAUUUCAUUACUUCUUCGCAACAGGAUUUUCACCUUCAAAAACAGCCUUAUCCAUUUUUCAUGACUCUUCCUCAAGAACUUCCAUUUCCAUUUUCGCAAGAUCAUUUUCCUCACUCUGUUGAUUUCAGUUUGCCUUUUCAGCAGGAUUUUAUCCCUCAAGAACUACUGUUUCCAUUUGCCCAAUCUCUUCCUCCUCAUGAACAACCUUCUACAUUGUCACAAUCUUUUUCACCUCAUCUUGUUGCUUGUUUGAAUGCGGAGGAUCUGCCAACUUCCCAGCUGCCUUCUGACUCACCAGUGUGGAACCAAUCAGAGGACUUGAAUUGGUGUGAUAGUCUUUUUCUGGAUUACUAA
Messenger RNA from Dendrobium catenatum, 627 nucleotides. RefSeq lists its product as uncharacterized. Bases 1 to 627 code for a protein of 208 amino acids. The record is from RefSeq and is a predicted model, not a curated record. The transcript is spliced from 2 exons. Lineage: Eukaryota; Viridiplantae; Streptophyta; Magnoliopsida; Asparagales; Orchidaceae.